AUGCUGGGUGGACGUGUUUCACCCCAGUGGAAGGCUGCUGUGGUCUUGCUCUAUAUCAUGAUUUUUGCAUCUGCUGAGAGACCUGUCUUUACUAAUCAGUUUUUGGUUGAGUUGCACACGGGGGGAGAGGAAGAAGCCCGUCAAGUUGCUGCAGAACACGGCUUUAGUGGUGUCAGAAAGCUCCCCUUCACAGGAGGCUUGUACCACUUUUACCACAAUGGCCUUGCCAAGACCAAGAAAAGGCGUAGUCUGCCCCAUAAGCAGCAGUUGGAAACGGACCCCAGGGUAAAGAUGGUUUUGCAGCAGGAAGGAUUUGGCAGAAAAAAGCGUGGGUAUAGAGACAUUAAUGAGAUUGACAUCAACAUGAACGAUCCCCUGUUUACAAAGCAGUGGUACCUGAUCAACACUGGACAAGCCGAUGGAACUCCAGGACUUGAUUUGAAUGUGGCUGAAGCUUGGGAGCUGGGGUACACAGGAAAAGGAGUUACCAUAGGAAUCAUGGAUGAUGGGAUUGACUAUCUCCAUCCAGAUCUUGCUGCAAACUACAAUGCGGAAGCGAGCUAUGACUUCAGCAGCAAUGACCCUUAUCCUUACCCUCGCUACACAGAUGACUGGUUUAACAGUCACGGAACCCGUUGUGCAGGGGAAGUAUCAGCAGCAGCCAAUAAUAACAUCUGCGGGGUUGGAGUGGCUUACAAUUCCAAGGUUGCAGGAAUACGCAUGUUGGAUCAACCAUUUAUGACGGAUAUCAUUGAAGCUUCCUCCAUCAGUCACAUGCCUCAAGUGAUAGACAUAUACAGUGCCAGUUGGGGUCCAACGGAUAAUGGGAAGACUGUGGAUGGACCCAGAGAACUCACCCUACAGGCAAUGGCAGAUGGUGUAAACAAGGGCCGCGGGGGUAAAGGCAGCAUCUAUGUGUGGGCUUCUGGGGAUGGAGGCAGCUACGACGACUGCAACUGUGAUGGGUACGCCUCAAGCAUGUGGACCAUCUCCAUUAACUCGGCCAUCAAUGAUGGCCGGACUGCUCUGUAUGAUGAAAGCUGCUCUUCCACCUUAGCAUCUACAUUUAGCAAUGGAAGGAAAAGGAACCCUGAAGCUGGUGUGGCGACCACGGAUUUAUAUGGCAACUGUACCUUGCGUCAUUCGGGAACAUCUGCUGCUGCCCCUGAGGCUGCUGGAGUGUUUGCCUUGGCGCUGGAGGCUAACCGGGAACUGACGUGGAGGGACAUGCAGCAUCUGACUGUACUCACAUCCAAAAGGAAUCAGCUUCACGAUGAGGUCCAUCAGUGGCGGAGGAAUGGAGUUGGUCUGGAGUUUAAUCAUUUGUUUGGCUAUGGGGUCCUCGAUGCAGGAGCAAUGGUGAAAAUGGCUAAAGACUGGAAGACGGUCCCUGAGAGAUUCCACUGUGUCGGAGGUUCAGUACAAGAGCCUGAGAAAAUACCAUCUAACAACAAAUUGGUUCUAACACUCACAACUGAUGCUUGUGAGGGAAAGGAAAACUUUGUCCGCUACCUCGAACACGUCCAAGCUGUGAUCACAGUGAAUGCAACGAGGAGAGGAGACUUGAACAUCAACAUGACCUCCCCCAUGGGUACCAAAUCCAUUUUACUGAGCCGACGCCCAAGAGAUGAUGACUCUAAGGUGGGUUUUGACAAAUGGCCUUUCAUGACCACUCACACUUGGGGGGAAGACGCCAGAGGGACAUGGAUUCUGGAAAUUGGGUUUGUUGGGAGUGCACCACAGAGGGGAGUGCUGAAGGAAUGGACACUGAUGCUGCAUGGAACACAAAGUGCCCCCUACAUAGACCAAGUAGUGAAAGAUUACCAGUCCAAGCUGGCGAUGUCCAAGAAGGAAGAACUAGAAGAAGAAUUAGAUGAAGCUGUGGAGAGAAGUCUUAAGAGCAUUCUGAGGAAAAACUAAUGCUGCAUGUCUGUUUUUGCCUUCAUUCCCUCCUUUCCCACAACUCUGAGCAUCUUUCUACUCUCACUUAAUCCUUCUGUUAUACCCGUAGCAAUUAUUGUCACUACCCAAAAAACAAUCACAUUUCCUUGAUUUUAUUUCCUACGUUCUGUCAAUGAUUAUUUUCCUUACAAUGGAAGCAUUCUU
Molecule: messenger RNA, 2106 nt
Organism: Gracilinanus agilis (Agile Gracile Mouse Opossum)
Lineage: Eukaryota; Metazoa; Chordata; Mammalia; Didelphimorphia; Didelphidae
Gene: PCSK2
Product: proprotein convertase subtilisin/kexin type 2
Exons: 12
Coding region: 1-1920 (639 amino acids)
Biological process (GO): protein processing
Cellular component (GO): Golgi membrane; trans-Golgi network
Molecular function (GO): serine-type endopeptidase activity
Source: RefSeq, a predicted model, not a curated record